CUCCGAUGCCCAUUUGUAUAGCUUCCUGGUUAUUUUAGUCGAGAUCAGCUUUGAUAGAAUGCUUUUCCCGUUACUGGCCUCUGAAAACUAGCUUUUUGCUGCCGAUAUCGUUGCUGGUCAACAAACAUCAUGAAUUCGACCCUCGUCCUCCUCGCUCUCCUCUCUGCCUUCUCCACCGUUCAAGCCGUCCAACCUUCAGCUCCAGAUCCCAUCGCAGUCCCGUUACGCGAUUUGAAAUGGGGUCAGCUUAAUUUUCUUCAUACUACGGAUACUCAUGGCUGGCUGGCGGGUCAUCUGCAGGAACCUUCUUAUUCCGCCGAUUGGGGUGAUUACGUCUCAUUUGCAACCCGGAUGCGUGAGAAGGCUGACGCCCAUGGCUGGGAUCUCUUGGUGAUUGAUACGGGCGACCGGGUAGAAGGAAACGGUCUGUACGACUCAUCAAACCCUCAAGGCGUCUACGUCUCGGAAAUCUUGCGACAACAACACAUCGACCUCCUGUGCUCCGGAAAUCAUGAGCUGUACAAAAAGCACACGGCAGAGGCGGAGUUUCUGAAUACCGUGCCCAACUUCAGCGGCCACUACCUCGCGUCCAAUAUCGACAUCUUUCAUCCCACGACCGGAGAACUGGUGCCCUUGGCUCCACGGUUUAAGAAAUUCACCACGAAGAACCAGGGGAUUCGCAUAGUGGCGUUUGGUUUCCUUUUUGACUUCACCAAGAACUAUAACAAUACCGUCGUCCAGCCGGUAGAGCAAACGGUCACCGAAAAUUGGUUCCAGGAAGCUGUCAGGGACGAGGAAGUAGACCUGUUCGUGGUGUUUGGACAUGUUCCGGUUCAUUCCAAAGAAAGCGACGCCAUCUUCAAAGCUAUCAGGGCUUUCCAUGAGGACAAGCCAAUCGCAUUCUUUGGUGGUCACUACCACAUCCGCGACGCUGCCCGGUACGAUUCUAGCGCAUACGGCCUGGCCAGCGGGCGUUUUAUGGAAACCAUCGGAUUCAUGUCCAUUGAUGGUUUGCCUGUUGGGGCCGGACAAGUAGAGCCCGCGUCCACGGCUCCCACCUUCAACCGGAAGUAUAUUGAAAACAAUCUCUUUUCCUUCUACCACCACACUGGUCUUGAUAACGAGACAUUCCCUACGGAGAAUGGCCGCAACGUAUCUCACCUUAUUCAGCAAUCUAGAAAUGCCCUCAAGCUCGACGAAGUCUACGGAUGUGUUCCGCAAACUUUCUGGAUGUCUCGUGUCCCCCACACCAGCGAAAAUAGCAUAUACACUUUACUGGAGACCCAAGUGCUUCCGGACCAGUUGAAAGAUAGUGCCAGGUUGGGAAAGCCCGCUGUCGCUAUCGUAAACACCGGUGCCCUGCGCUUUGAUCUGUUCAAGGGACCAUUCACCAGGGACUCGGCAUACAUAGUAUCUCCCUUUACGAGUGGUUUCCGCUAUGUGAAGGACGUUCCGUAUGACCAAGCGCAAUUGAUUGUCGAGGUGUUGAAUAAACAGCCGCAGAUUUUGGCAGCCAAGGCAGAGGCAGGCGCGUCGCCGAUUUGGACGCUUGCUUCGCCUGAGCAAGCUGCAUAUCAACAGGGCCUCGGCAUGGGCCAGGUGGGGAACCAUCACACGUCCAUGAUCGAAACAUACCUUACUACCCAGGAUCCAAUUUUCGGUGACGAUCUCUCGGAGCCUAAGGUGGUGCCCGGAUACACCACUAUUGAUGACUUGGGCAUGGAUGGCGAUGAUACCAUUCAUUCGCCAAUAUCCUUCUAUCAGGUCCCAAAUUGCAUCAGCCCUCUUAUCGGACAUGAGCAAUCCGUAGCGCCUCCAACAGUAGACCUGGUCUACGUUGAUUUUAUAGAGUCUUACGUGUCCCUAGCUGCCAAAUUCGUUCGACUGGAUGUUGAUUUCGCUCGGGAUAGCGACAUCUACAUGCCGUCCACGACCUUAACGGAUCUCAUUGUAGACUGGGUGAAGAAUAACUGGAGCUGCGACGCAUGAUCAAAACAUGUAUUCCAUCAUUACAUCUGGUGUCCCAACCCCCCCCCCCCCCCCCC
This is a messenger RNA of Aspergillus ochraceoroseus IBT 24754, 2045 nucleotides long. Its product is annotated as metallophosphoesterase family protein. The transcript has 2 exons. The coding region runs from base 130 to 1989 and encodes 619 amino acids. Gene Ontology annotation, molecular function: hydrolase activity. The record is from RefSeq and is a predicted model, not a curated record. Gene Ontology annotation, cellular component: cytosol. Gene Ontology annotation, biological process: nucleotide catabolic process. Lineage: Eukaryota; Fungi; Ascomycota; Eurotiomycetes; Eurotiales; Aspergillaceae.